AUGCCAAGUCAAUUAGUCCCUAACGAAAAACUAGAUGAGGAUGCCGCAGAAUUAGAUGCACUUCAAAAACAGCUGAAUAGAAUGAAUGGACUUUCCGAUAAAUUGGGUAAUAUAUUAGAUUCGUUUGAUGGUCGAUUAUUAAAACUUGAGGCAUCUGUUUUACCCAUUCACAAGUCAACGCAAAAUCUAACAAAGCUUGCCAAUAAUAUUGAUGCAACUUUGAAAGCAGCUGAAAAUAUUGUAGACUGUUUAAACAUGCCGAGUAAAGAAGAAGCAUUUAUUUUGAAAGGGCCUGAUGAAACAAAUGUAUUGCCUUAUUUAAAGGCUAUGGGAAGGUUAAAAGAUGGUGUAGAUGCAAUUGAAAAGAGUCAAUUAAGAUCCUGCGAUAAAACUAUUUAUCAAAUGAAACAAUUAUUGAAAGCAGGUAUGCUUCAUUUAGAGACAUUGUUUAGGAAAUGGCUGUCAGCAGUAAGUAAUCCAGUAGAUAUUAAUACGAUGCUUAAUUCUAAUAGUGAGUUAAUGACAACAGCAUCUAUGAAGCAACUCUCUCAAUUAUCAACUUAUAUUGCAACAUCUGAAAAAGAAAUUGGAUACGCUGCUGAUUUUACAAAACCUUAUAUUGAAAUUCGAUCUGCUUUUUUACAAAAGUCUUUACAUCCUUUAUCACAAUCUGUACAGCUUUCUGAGAAACAUCAAGGAAGUUCAUAUGAAAGAGGAUCAAGUGAAUUUUUGAAAUAUACUGAAUGUUAUACUAAAAUGCUAGAAUUUGAAUAUAAAUUUGCUCAACAAAUUAUGGUAAAUGAACAACGUAAAGCAGCUGCCUUGAAAGGGUCCAUCAUGGCGGCUACUACAGAAUACAUUGCAGCUGGUAAACAAUUGAAUGCGAUUGCUAAAAGAUUAAAUUAUACAGAGACAACAUUUGUAUUUGAUAUUAUUGAAAAGUAUGAUAAAGAGUGUGUAGGUUAUGUCAAUGAGUUAUCCUACGCUAUAUCAUUAAAGGAAAUACAAGAUUUAAUGAAUGCAUUUAAAUUGACCGUUCUACGUAAUUUUUAUGAAUUUAUGGAAGAUAUUCGAGGAAGAAAGGAUGUGAAUGCGCAAAUGAAUAUAAGUAGUGACGGCACAGUACAUGAAAUGACCAGUAAUACACUAAACUAUUUUAAACGUCUAUACCUUUGGAGAGAUACAGUUGAACCCCUUUUAAUUCUUAUUGGUGAUGGUGGCUGGAAUAAUAUGCCUUCUUUACAAGUUCUAAAUGAUACAUCUCGUAUUGCUCCUCGAGGAGAAACUGCAAUGGGAGCAGCUCUAUUACAGAAAUUCUUUGUCGAUGCUCUGGAUCAAAUGACGGUGACUCUUCAAUAUAAAUCACGAGGAUAUAAAAAACCAACAUUGGCUACUAUUUUCUUACUUAAUAAUUAUAAUCACAUAUUAAGACAGAUUCGUUCACCUCCAUUAAAUGCUAUUUUUGAUGAUGGCUCAGAGAUGAAAUUUAGUAAAUUAGUGAAAAAGCAACUAGACGCAUAUCAAGAGUCAUGGAAACCAUGUGUAGAAAACUUGAUGGACGUGACAUAUGUUAGAGGAGGAACGAUUAGUAAAUCGAUGGGAAGUCAAGAAAGACAGCUUAUUAAAGAGCGUUUUAGAAACUUUAAUACAGAGUUUGAAGAGAUUGCAAGAGCACAACAAACCUAUGCUAUCCCUGAUACAGAACUAAGAAAUCAAGUUAUCCGAGAUGUUAAAAAUGUUCUAGUGCCCAUGUAUGGUCGUUUCCUAGAUAAAUAUCAACAUACAGAUUUUACAAAAAACCCUGCAAAAUAUAUUCGAUACGAUAAAGAAAAAGUAGAUGAUAUGAUCAGUCAUUUAUUUGAACCGACAGCUUAUUAA
This is a messenger RNA of Cokeromyces recurvatus, 1878 nucleotides long. Its product is annotated as Cullin repeat-like-containing domain protein. The transcript has 8 exons. Bases 1 to 1878 code for a protein of 625 amino acids. The record is from RefSeq and is a predicted model, not a curated record. Gene Ontology annotation, biological process: exocytosis. Gene Ontology annotation, cellular component: exocyst. NCBI's taxonomy places the organism in Eukaryota, Fungi, Mucoromycota, Mucoromycetes, Mucorales, Mucoraceae. Gene Ontology annotation, molecular function: phosphatidylinositol-4,5-bisphosphate binding.